AUGUCUACAGUAAUCGCUGCCCCCUUCCAACAACCUUCGACCUUUGGUUCCCAAUAUCACAACAUGUCAAGCAGCCCUACACAACCUACCGCUCAGCGCAACAACAGACCGCCGCGUACCCGCAACGUCAACAUCCACAAUGACGCUCAGAACACCCAAUCCGACUCGGGGCUUCCCUCGCAAGCUACCACUCCUAGGCCGAAGAAGAACAGACCAAGACAGAACGACAACCGCGCUGCUUCCAACAGUGAUGUCCCCAAGUCCACAAACCACAGGUCCAAGCCCUCUCACAAAUCUCCCACCGCUACUCCUGCGAAACCCGCUGCUUAUGCUGGUCCUACCUUCCACGCUUCUCCUGCCGCCUCAAAUCUGCCAAUGCCCAAGUUUGCUUCCAAGUCAGUACCACCUGUCACAACAAGCAAUUCUCUGCAAGCCAAACUCGAUGCCGAAUCCACAAAGCUCAAUGCUCCUUCGCCGUCAUUCGACAACGCUGCCCCACAACCUCUGGCAAGGGAAAGAUCCCCACUCGACAUUUUCUUCAAUGCCGACAGGCAGGAGCGAGCCGUCAAGAGUUCGCCUUUGGCUCAGAGACGUGCAACGCCGCCGGAAGCAAAGGGCAUGUUUAACCUAGACAUUGACUCUUCUAGCAGCCCUGCUCCCAAUCGUAAUCAGGCCGAACUCGACAGGCAGGCUUAUACCCAAUCGCUGAAGAACUUCUUGAACUUGCAGCCCUCCACCACUUCCCCUGCUCAACCCCGUGCUCAGCCGGACCCUGCUUUCCAGACACCCCAACAGCAGCGCACUCUUGACGCUGACCCUUCUUUGCACUACGGAAAUCGCAGUCUGACACCGCUUUUCCAUGCUGCUCGCACCCCUUCUUCGCCUCAGACCAACAUGAACCUUACUCCCAAGCGCGAGCCUUCUGGUCAUGCGCAGCAGCCUUUUGAUCCCCGUGCCUACCUCGAGUCUCAGUCACCGUUCAUCUCGCGUCCAUACAGUUCUACAGCUUCGCCUCAGCAGCAUCAUUAUCAGCCUCAGCCUUAUCAUAGCCCUGCGCAGUAUACUGGCCCUCACCGACCUCAGCCACCUCCUCCCCAACGUCCAGUCGAACCUGGUCAUUCACCUGAUGUUAAGGGUAUGGAGGCCAAGCUCAAGGGCAUGCUCAAACUUACCUAA
Molecule: messenger RNA, 1176 nt
Organism: Aureobasidium melanogenum CBS 110374
Lineage: Eukaryota; Fungi; Ascomycota; Dothideomycetes; Dothideales; Saccotheciaceae
Exons: 1
Coding region: 1-1176 (391 amino acids)
Source: RefSeq, a predicted model, not a curated record